Molecule: messenger RNA, 3318 nt
Organism: Anolis sagrei ordinatus
Lineage: Eukaryota; Metazoa; Chordata; Lepidosauria; Squamata; Anolidae
Gene: CHAF1A
Product: chromatin assembly factor 1 subunit A
Biological process (GO): nucleosome assembly
Cellular component (GO): nucleus; CAF-1 complex
Source: RefSeq, a predicted model, not a curated record
UCAGAGCCCCGGAGCGCGAAGGUGGCCCGAACUCCCGCCAAAUACAAGCGAGGGAGCCUGGUUGGACGGCGAGCGGGAAGGGUCAGAAGGGGAAGGCUGGCUCAAAGUAAGGCAGAAGACGCGGGGAAAAGCCGGAAAGAAGGACGAAGGAAGGAGAAGGGCUUCCUAUGCGGGGAGCGGAAGGCAGGAAGAGCCUGGGAUGCUUCCUCCCGCCUUUUGAGGGGAGAAGCCGGCCAGGAAGGAAGAAAGACCUUGGUGAGGUGAGCUGGGGGAAGAGCGGAAAGAGAGGCCUGGCCUGUUGGAGUAGAAAGACCUGCGGGAAAGGGAUAAUUAUUCAGAACAAUACGAAUGAACAAUGGAGUGUCGAGACAAAUCGGCCACUCCAGGCCGGAAACUGAUUCAAGCCCGACUGCCUUUUAAACGCCUGAAUCCGGUGCCAAAGGAGAAACCGGAUGGAAACCAGGGAGCCAAGAAAGCCAGGAACUCUCCAAAUGUCCUGGAUCAAAACACAUUUUGUGCUGACUUGUCACCAGACAAUGUGGAGAAUGGCUGUGAGGCAGAAAGCGAACCCCAGUUUGUUUCGAAACUUAUUAAUGGCAAGGGUCCGCUCGAUGUCUUUGUUCAGAAAAGUCCCAAAAACAAAACGAGUGAGCCCUUGCUCGUCAUUGACUUGAUGGGAGAUUCAUGCCACAGACUGAAGGGUAGCGCAGAACGCGUAGCAUCAGGCUGCGGAGCAAAGGAAGCUUUGGAGGAGGUGGGAAAUCAGGCCGGAACGCCAGAGUCUUCUUGCAGUGCCCCCGAGGAUAUUCAGAUGGAAACCUCUCCUGUUCCGGCAGAGAAGGAUGAACCAUUGAGUGCGAUGGUGUCCAAAAUAGGGACCCACAGCGCCAAGCAACGCAAGUUCAAAAAUAUAAUCUUUGAAAGGAAGUUGCCUGUGGUUGUUCUGGAGGACAUCAUGGGGAGGUCGCCCCAAGCCUUCCCAUUGGAAAGGAGUUUGGCUUCGGAAACGAUGGAGUCUGGCGCUGAAGAGGACACAGCGGGGACAAGCUCUUCGCUCAGCUCCCUGUCUCUUGUCAGUUCCCCAGAAUCUCUCGCCACACGGAAGGACACACAUGUGAGCCCCUUAGCAGCAUCGACGCCAGCUCGGAAGAAGACCCACCAAAGUGCUGAGGAGAAGGAGAAACUGAGGCAGCAGAAGGAUCAGGAACGAGCGGAGAAAGGGAGGCUGAAAGAGGAGGCUAAGGCAGCCAAGGAACGUGCCCGGGAGGAGGCCAGGAGGAAGAAGGAGGAGGAGAAGGAGCUGAAGGAGAAGGAGAGGAAGGAGAAGAAGGAAAAGGACGAGAAGGAGAAGGCGGAGAAGCUGCGGGUCAAGGAGGAGAAGCGGAAGGAGAAGCAGGAGGCACUGGAGGCAAAACUGGAAGAGAAGAGAAAGAAAGAAGAGGAGAAGCGGUUGAAGGAAGAAGAGAAAAGGUUGAAGGAAGAGGAAAAGCGCAUCAAAGCGGAGAAGGCCGGAAUCACCAGGUUCUUUCAGAAGCCAAAGACACAGCCUGUGCCAAAGACUCUGGCUGGCUGGUGUGGGAAGUUUGCCCCCUUUGAAAUCAAAGAGAACAUGGUGCUUGCCCCUCUCUGCCGUGCGGCCAUCGAUCCAGACCUCUUGGACCACUUUGAUUCGCUUUUGCAAGCCCAGGAUGCCAGCACUACUUUCUUAGAGGAACUGAAGGGCCGGGAGCCUUUCAGAUCAGGUCCCACUCUUGUUGCCGAUGACAUCAGCAGUGAUAUGGUUGUCGUUAUGGGCAGCAGCCAAGCUGGUGAUGUGCCCGAACGAAAGGCCUUUGGCCGGAUGAAGCUGCUGCAGUUCUGCGAGAACCACCGGCCGGCCUAUUGGGGCACCUGGAACAAGAAGUCCCCUUCAAUCCGCCCGCGGAACCCAUGGUCGAAGGAUGAGAAGCUCUUGGACUACGAAGUGGAGAGCGAUGAAGAAUGGGAAGAGGAGGAGCCCGGAGAGUCCCUCUCUCAUAGCGAAGGGGAUGAUGAUGAAGAGGGCGGAGAGGAGGAGGAUGAAGACGAUGGCUUCUUUGUGCCCCAUGGCUACCUCUCAGAGGACGAAGGCGUGACUGAAGAAUGCGACCCCGAGAACCACAAGGCCCGCCAAAAGCUGAAGGCCAAGGAGUGGGAUGAGCUCAUCACCAAGGGGAAGAGGUUCCGGGUCCUGCAGCCGGUGAAGGUGGGCUGCAUUUGGGAAGGGGCCGAGGACGGUGAAGGCAUAAACCCAGAUGCAAGGCUCCUCUAUCAGUUCGCUGUGGUCACCCUGGAUUCGAGUCUCGCCGACGAAGAGCAGAUGGAGAAGAAUAACAAGAAGAAAACAAAGAACCAACAAAUUUUGGGACAGUUGCUGCCCCUGCUUCACGGGAACGUCCAUGGGAGCAAAGUCAUCAUCCAGGAAUUCCAGGAGUGCUGCCGCAGGGGCCUGUUGCUGGGAAACGAUAACCCCAUGUCUGUGGCGAGCGGCAGCAACAAUGGCCCCCCCAGCCCUGAGACCCUUGCGGCGGCUCCGAUCUCUGUCCCUUCCAAAACCAGGCUGAAGCGCAUCAUCUCUGAGAACUCUGUGUACGAGAAGCGGCCCGAGCGCCGGAUGUGUUGGUACGUCCAACCGGAAGUGCUGAGGAGCUAUGGCCGGGAGGACCUGCCUGUCCCUUGCCGGUGGGAAUACAUCACACAGGUCCCAGCAGGGAACAAGGAGGAAAGUGGGAACUCGCCCAACAGCACGAUGGCAGCGGCGUCAACAACACAGACGACUCCGCUCUCAGCUAAACGGAGACAGAUGGGAAGCAUGUCCAUCACAAAAUUCAUGAAGAGGACACCAGGUGCUGGGCAGGCUGAAACUGCAGAGAUGGAUGGGUUUCAGGCAGACACGGAGGAAGAUGAUGACGACGAUUGCGUUAUUGUGGACGUGGAUCCCAGCAAAGCAACCGACCCGAAGCCCUCAGAAACCUUUCCAAAGACGGAGCGAACGGACGGGAUUGCAGCCCCCUCUUCUGGUGCGGCUUGAACUCCUGUGUGCCUUCCUGUUGCUCUGUAUGUAUGUAGAAUUCUUGUAGUCCCUUGUAAAACCCCUGUGUAUCCCUUUAUGUGUAUGAGAUACUUGAACAUUCUCUGUGUUCCUUGUAAAGAGAAGACAGCACUUUGUUCGGCGGCAGAAGACCUUUUUCUUAGACGCUUUAGUUGGGGAUGAUGGGAGGGACAGGUUUUAGGUGAAGAGAAUCUGCAACUUAUACUCUUUAAUAAAAGCAUUAUUGAUUUUCUGGAUGGACCCUGUAA